Molecule: messenger RNA, 1434 nt
Organism: Nicotiana attenuata
Lineage: Eukaryota; Viridiplantae; Streptophyta; Magnoliopsida; Solanales; Solanaceae
Product: type IV inositol polyphosphate 5-phosphatase 9-like
Exons: 7
Coding region: 115-1266 (383 amino acids)
Biological process (GO): phosphatidylinositol dephosphorylation
Molecular function (GO): phosphatidylinositol-4,5-bisphosphate 5-phosphatase activity; phosphatidylinositol-3,4,5-trisphosphate 5-phosphatase activity; inositol-polyphosphate 5-phosphatase activity
Source: RefSeq, a predicted model, not a curated record
UCUCCUUUUACUUAUUGCCCACCAUCUCUCUCUCUCCCCCACACUUGCACAUAGUUAUUUAUGGUAUAAUUUCUGCACUUUUUUUCUUCUGUCUCUGCCUACUUCUCCGAGGUCAUGUGGCUUACUUUAGCAGCUAACAAGAUCCUAGAGGACAGAGUCAACGAUCAAGACUCACCAGCUGAUUCUGAAACUUCUGUUGAAAUUCAAAAUUUCACAUUAUUUGUUAGCUCAUGGAAUGUUGGUGGCAUUACACCACCUGUCGACUUAAACAUGGAAGACUUGCUCCACACUCAAAGCAAUUUGGCUGACAUCUACGUUCUCGGGUUUCAAGAAAUUGUACCUCUGAAUGCUGGAAACAUAAUAGUGACAGAGAAUUCAAGCAUAUCCAUGCAAUGGAAUUCUCUUAUUAGAGCAGCUCUCAACAAGACUGAUAUUGGUCAUCAGAAAGCAGAGGUGGGAGAAAGUCAAAAGGUUUACCCACUAAAGAGAGAGAAUAAUUCACCACAUUUUGAAUGCAUAAUUAGCAAACAAAUGGUAGGAAUUUUUAUUACCAUAUGGGCAAGGAUUCCCCUGCUUCCUUAUAUCAGACACACAAGUGUCUCCUCUGUAGGCUGUGGUAUCUUUGGCUGCCUUGGCAACAAGGGUUCAGUUUCGAUUAGAUUUUGCUUGCACGAAACAAGCUUCUGCUUUGUGUGUUGUCAUUUGGCUUCUGGUGGAAAAGAAGGGGACAAGAGAGAGCGAAAUUCAAAUGCCUCCCAAAUACAAUCACGCACUAGAUUUCCUUCCGAUCCAUUUCACCGUUUGCCCAGCAAAAUUUUACGACACGACAGGGUGAUUUGGCUUGGCGACCUGAAUUACAGGAUUUACUUACCAGAACCCACGACUAGAUCUUUGGUCAAUGAUCGCCAAUGGAGCACACUAUUACAAAACGAUCAGCUUAAGGCUGAACUAAGAGAAGGCUGUACCUUUGAGGGAUGGAAUGAGGAAGAAAUCGAGUUUCCACCGACAUAUAAAUAUAACUUAGAUUCUGAUGAUUAUUAUGGCUGCAAUGAUCAGAAUGGAAAAAGGGCAAAGAGCCGAACCCCAGCUUGGUGUGAUAGGAUUAUAUGGUUUGGGAAAGGACUGAAGCAAAGGCAGUAUAAUAGAAGUGAGUGUAAACUAUCCGACCACAGACCAGUAAGAGCAAUUUUCACAGUAGAGGUCAAGGUUCAAUGUCAAUCUACAGAGGCUUCAGAAAAUUUUGCCAAAAUAUUUCAUAACUUGUGAAAAAAUUUGAAAUCAUGGCAAUUGUGAUUGAUCAUGGUUAAAGCUUGAAGCAGUUUUCAAACACAAACAAUAGGCUAAUUUUCUGGUGCUGAAAAGACGAGCUAAAUUUUCGAACACCAACAUAACUUUUGUGUGCACGGCAACGAAAUGAUGAAUUUUUUGGGCAAA